Messenger RNA from Penicillium atrosanguineum, 1989 nucleotides. Its product is annotated as putative acyl-CoA dehydrogenase. The record is from RefSeq and is a predicted model, not a curated record. NCBI's taxonomy places the organism in Eukaryota, Fungi, Ascomycota, Eurotiomycetes, Eurotiales, Aspergillaceae. The transcript is spliced from 3 exons. Gene Ontology annotation, molecular function: oxidoreductase activity, acting on the CH-CH group of donors. The coding region runs from base 1 to 1989 and encodes 662 amino acids.
AUGUCCGAUGCUAUAAAUGCUCAAAGUACCCCGUAUCUUCUGCAUCGACCGUCCCCACGUUUCCCCGGAUCACCCAAUAUGACGUCGCCACCGCAGCCCGCGACUGCAGACACUGGGUACCUCACCGAGCCAAGCCCUUUAGAGAACACGUACACAUCGGAUACAAGUCUGCAACGAGCUUUGCAAUGGUAUCUCCCAUCCCCAACACUCGCAUCCAUAGAACUACACCUGACCCAGCUCGGUGCCGAGGUGAUCUCCGAGCAGGUCCGGGAGUGGAGUGCUGAUGCUGAACGAAAUCAACCUUAUGUCAAGAGCCAUAACGUUUGGGGGAAACGAUAUGACUAUGACCGACUGAUCACUACCGAGGGCUGGAAACAGCUGGGACACUGGGGAGCUCGCAAUAAGAUCGUCUCGGCAGGAUAUGACCUUGCUCUAGGAUUGGAACGGAGAACAGUUCAAUAUGCACUGAACUACCUCUAUGCCCCUUCUUCAGGCCUGUACUCCUGUCCGAUUAGCAUGACGGAUGGAGCCGCUUUCAUCCUCUCGUCGAAAAUCCACAAUCUACCAUCUACGCAUCCAUUCCAGGUCGCGUACAAGAAUUUGACUUCUGAAAAGGACGAUCAUUGGACUUCGGGUCAGUGGAUGACGGAGAGGGCCGGAGGAAGCGACGUUCAAAACACGGAAACUUGGGCAACGUACUCUCCUCUUACCACCCCAUCCAAGCUCGAUCCUCUCGGGGCGGGUGACUACCUGAUCAAUGGAUUCAAGUUCUUUUCAUCUGCCACUGAUGCUAAAGUGGCUCUGCUGUUGGCCAAGACUCCUUCAGGGAAGCUUAGCACUUUCUUGGCACCUCUAAGAAAGACUGUGUCUGGGAAUGAUGGUACUACUCGACAAGUCUCAAACGGCGUGAGAAUCCAUCGGUUGAAGAAUAAGCUCGGAACAAAGGAACUGCCGACGGCUGAGCUAGAACUCAAGGAUAUGCGUGCGCACCUGGUGGGGGAGAUCGACCAGGGAAUCGUCACCAUUGCACCGCUUCUUAACGUGACUCGCAUUCACACAUUCAUCGGGUCUCUGUCGGGCUGGCGUCGUGCGCUCAGUAUCACUAAAAGCUUUGCAAAAGCCAGAUCGACCGUUGGGGAACCCCUAUGGUUGAUUCCAAUGCAUCUACGUCUUCUUGCUGAUCUGGAAGUAAGACAUCGUGGGGGUAUGAACCUUGGAUUCUUCACAGUCGCCGUGAUGGGACUCGUUGAGAACAAGGUAUCUCAGCCAUCAGAGUUGGCACACAUGCCUCGUCCUGGCAAAGAGGCUAAUGUCGUGUUCCGAACCCUGACAGCCACUGCAAAGGCUGUUGUCAGCAAGAUGUCCAUUGCUGGAAUUCAAGAAUGUCAAGAAGCGAUGGGCGGUGUUGGCUACAUGGAUGAAGCGGACGAGCCUGAGUUCAACAUCUCGCGAAUCCUUCGCAACACUUCGGUCAACUCGAUCUGGGAAGGAACUACUAACGUGCUGGCCAGUGAGACUGUUCGUUUCCUCUUGAAAUCUGACAACAUGGGUAUUUUCGCAACAUGGUUAGACCGCACCUUGGCUUCGCUCCUCACGCCAAGCUUGCGCGAUGUCCUGACUGCUGCCUGGUCUACUUUGCGAGCUCGAUUUUCUCCAAAAUACAAGGCUGCGACUGCAGUUCUUGCUGAUGCCCGCCGCUAUAUGUUCACGCUCGCCUGGAUCAUGUGUGGCGCACUCCUGGCCCUCGAUGCUGAAAGAGACCAGGAUCGGGUGAGCAUGGAGAUUGCCUGUCGCUGGAUUCUCAAAGCCGAGGGAGGCGUCGGAGAUUUGGUUUUCCAUGAUAUUGUCACUGUCAGAGACAGCGGAGCUGUCGAUGCGGACGGUGAAGAUCAUCUGCAAUGGGAUUGUCGUAUUGCUUGGGGCAUCGAAUUGCCCGCAAAGCGGGCAUCUGGCCACAGGUCUCUGCAGAGCAACAGCUCGAAGCUGUAA